Messenger RNA from Neodiprion virginianus, 462 nucleotides. RefSeq lists its product as uncharacterized. The transcript has 3 exons. The record is from RefSeq and is a predicted model, not a curated record. Bases 1 to 462 code for a protein of 153 amino acids. NCBI's taxonomy places the organism in Eukaryota, Metazoa, Arthropoda, Insecta, Hymenoptera, Diprionidae.
AUGCGGCCGUGCACGUACGAAUUUUCGAGAGGACGUGGAACGGGCGUUGCUGAAGCUAUCGGCAACUGGGGUUUUUCCAACAGUGUUUCUAGCCCUGGUCAAGAGCUUCGUCGCUUGCAAUGUCUUUUCGCAAAAAUGGACAGCCUUCGUUCCACAAAGAAACCGAUGUGCGUACGUUACGAUUGUAGGAACGACCCGGAAGCUUGGGAAGUAAAACCUAGUCCUCACGAGUGCAAGCCGGCUUGGACUUUUCCUGAAAAACGACCCCUGAUAGUUUACAAUUCAUGUGCCGAUAUCAUUGUCGUAUCGAAUCUCGUUGACGUUGGGAGUGAUUUGAGCUAUCCGAUACCCGGCCGCAGCUACAUGGCACAAGGAUCUAACAAAUGGUACAAAAGAGGUCCGGACUGUUGUCCUCAGCCGAGUUGCCUCGCCCCACAGUGUCCAAGGCCCUGCUGCAACUGA